CGAUACCAAAGAGAGGAACAUAAUUGAAACCGCUAUAAAGGAAUUGGCAAGGAAGACCUGUAUACAGCUGGUUCCUAAAGGCAGUAUUGAAGCACAGGGUCUCAGUCAUACCACUUAUAUAGAAUUUAUUGAUUCAUACGGAUGUUGGUCCUAUAUCGGAAGAAUAAGUGGGGGUUACCAACAUAUCAGUUUAAUGAAGUCAUAUUGUGUGCAUCACUCCACAGUCCAACAUGAGAUCAUGCAUGCUAUAGGGAUGUGGCAUGAACAGAACCGCUUAGACAGAGAUAAUUAUAUCAGAAUUUUGAAGGAAAAUGUACAAGAAAUAGGGGAACACAAUUUUGACAAACGUAAUACCUCUGAUACUCGACCUUAUGAUGCAGAAUCUAAUCUGCAGUAUAGCCUGUAUGCAUAUGGGAAAAAAAUUGGAAAUAGACAAGCCAAAACUAUAGAAUUUAUUGACAAAGACCUUGAAUUUCUAGCUGACCUAGAUGCUGGACUGGAUUUCUAUGACGUAGCAGAAAUCACUGAUGCGUAUCAAUGUGCAGCUCACUGUAAAGGAUCAUCAAGACCAAAAUGUGAUAAUGGGGGAUUUGUUGACCACAACUGUAAAUGUUUCUGUCCAUCUGGUCUAAAGGGAGACAACUGCCAGACAGUAGAAACAUCAUCAGCAUGUGGAGGUAUUGUCUAUGUAUCAGAGUCGUAUGUCACAGAGAUAAGAACACCUAAUUGGCCGUCACCCUAUCCUGUUGGAACAAUGUGUACUUGGUUGAUUAAGGCUCCAGCUGGUAUGUAUAUAAAGUUAACAGCAGACGAGCUUUCUCUACCAUACAACACUCUAGAUAGAUGCUACCAUUGGAUGGAAGUUCGUUACAAUCUGAUUGGUCAACUUGGAGUGAAGAUUUGCGGUGGUAAUACAAACAAGACUUGGACUACAACUCCAUCAGGUGAACCUAACUUAAUGAUGGUGAGAUUUGAUGCUAAAUUUGCAGAAGACAGGGAUCCAGGGGAAGGAUUUAGAAUCAGUGCCACAGCUUUAAUCAAAGAUUCAACUGUACCAAGUGACUCUUUGACCUGUACUUUUGAGCCUGGCUCGGGUUGUUUUCUAAUGAAUGAUCCAAAUGCAAAACUUAGAUGGAAACAACAGGGAUUUUUAACACCCUCAGGCCUACUAGGAACCGGACCCUAUCGAGCAAAAGAGGGGCAAUAUUACUCAUACAUGGAGUCUUCCCAUCCAGCUAGUACAGGUCAGAGGGCUAUAUUUGUGAUGAAAAAUGAAAUAUAUGAAGCCAAACCAAGAUGUUUGUCAUUCUACUACAGUAUGCAUGGGGCGACAAUGGGUUCGUUAGAAGUUUACCGGAAAGGGACAGGAAUUCCAAAGGAUCGUAUCUUUAUUAAAGAAGGAGAUCAGGGAAACCAAUGGAAACUUGCCAAUAUUUCAAUACAACCUGUUCCUGGUCUUCAGAUAUAUAUUGAAGCAGUCCGUGGAUCAACACAUCUAAGUGAUAUUGGAAUUGAUGAUGUAAAACUUGUUACCGGAUACUGUCACAUGGUUUGUACAUUUGAGUCUGAGGAUCCAGAUUGUUUCUUUGAUCUAUCCAAGGGUGACUAUAACUGGGAUAUAAGACAGGGGAAAACACCUUCAAGGCACACAGGACCAUCAAGAGCACACAGUGGACAGUUUUAUGUGUACUUGGAAGCCAGUUAUAGACGAAUGGGUGGGACUGCUGUCAUGUCAUUUAAAGUUCCACCAAUGGCCCACAAUGAGUAUUGCCUGAGCUUUGCUUAUAGCAUGAAUGGAGGAAACAUGGGAGAAUUAACAGUUCAAAAUGGGGCAGAACUUUGGACCAAAAAAGGAAACCAGGGACAUAGUUGGAAAGAAGCGGAAGUUACAAUCAAUGUUGAGACAGGAGAUCUUAUUCAGAUUGUUGCCAAACUAGGAUAUGACUAUACAAGUGACAUAGCAGUAGAUGAUAUAGUCAUGAAGGAAGGAGUCUGUUAAUUUUUUAGACUACAGUACUUAUUGGCGAAGGAAUGCACUUGUGUCUCAAACUGAC
Messenger RNA from Mytilus californianus (California mussel), 2054 nucleotides. Its product is annotated as MAM and LDL-receptor class A domain-containing protein 1-like. The record is from RefSeq and is a predicted model, not a curated record. Gene Ontology annotation, cellular component: membrane. The transcript has 16 exons. The coding region runs from base 194 to 1999 and encodes 601 amino acids. Gene Ontology annotation, biological process: proteolysis. Gene Ontology annotation, molecular function: metalloendopeptidase activity. NCBI's taxonomy places the organism in Eukaryota, Metazoa, Mollusca, Bivalvia, Mytilida, Mytilidae.